This is a messenger RNA of Microtus ochrogaster (prairie vole), 2663 nucleotides long. RefSeq names its product ATP synthase F(0) complex subunit f, mitochondrial. The record is from RefSeq and is a predicted model, not a curated record. Gene Ontology annotation, molecular function: proton-transporting ATP synthase activity, rotational mechanism; tRNA binding; protein binding. NCBI's taxonomy places the organism in Eukaryota, Metazoa, Chordata, Mammalia, Rodentia, Cricetidae. Gene Ontology annotation, cellular component: mitochondrial matrix; proton-transporting ATP synthase complex. Gene Ontology annotation, biological process: tRNA 3'-end processing; proton motive force-driven mitochondrial ATP synthesis.
CGAAAGAACGUGUGAGGGCGGGACCGCAGGCGCGUGUGGCUAAGGGAAGAAAGUUGAUCGGGGCCGAAACCCUGCGACCCCGAGGACGCCUUAAGGCGCUUCGAUGCGCACGACUCUCGGAGUGACUUCUUGUUCAACCCUCGUAGGAAUCCCGGAGCCAGUCCGAAAUUGGAGCCAAGGGACUGUCCAAGCCGGCGCCGUCGGUCACGUGAGAAAAUCCACGCUCUGUAGGCCUGGGGAGGGGAGGCAGGGGCGGCCCGAAGUUCCCAAGGCCCCCUACGGCUGGACAGCCUCCACGUACCUCUAAUUCAAAGGUUUAAAACUCAGGUACAAGAAGGCCAGCAAUAGACCUCAUGAGUCUUUCCCGGCUCUUUUCUGGCCCCCACCCCAUAGGACUGUCUGUCCUCCAACACUGGGAUCUUCUUGGAUCGACCCGAUGGACAGGAGUCAAGGAGGGACUUGCACAGCUGAGGUCGGCAUGGCCACAUUGGCAGGUGUUGGCACCCUUCUGCAGCUCUUCUUCCCACCUGCCCCUGGGCCAGGGGAGCCAGAAGAACAUGGGCAGCUUCUGCUCUGACCCCAAUAAGCUCAGCACUGUGGCCCCUCAGGAAGAGGAGGAGGACGAAGAGAGCUUUGGAACCCUCUCUGACAAAUACUCUUCCCGGAGACUAUUCCACAAGUCAACAGCCCAGCUGUAUAAUCUACAGCUGAAGGAGCAGGGUGUUGAGGAGGAAGAAUUGGAGCCCAAACUGUGGCAGGGCAGGAGGAACACUCCAUACUGGUACUUCUUUCAGUGCAAACGUCUGAUCAAGGAAGGAAAGCUGGCGGAGGCCCUGGAUUUGUUUGAGAGGCAGAUGCUGAAGGAAGAGCGCUUGCAGCCUUUGGAGUGCAACUAUACGGUGCUGAUUGGGGGCUGUGGGCGCGUCGGCUACUUGAAGAAGGCCUUCAAGCUCUAUAAUGACAUGAAGAAGCGAGACCUGGAGCCUUCGGAUGCCACCUACACAGCCCUGUUCAAUGUCUGUGCAGAGUCCCCCUGGAAGGACUCCGCCCUGCAGAGUGCUCUGAAGCUCCGACAGCAGCUCCUGGCCAAAAACUUCCAACUCAACCUGAAAACAUAUCAUGCCCUGCUGAAGGUGACCGCCAAGUGUGCAGACCUCAGGAUGUGCCUUGAUGUCUUCAAGGAAAUCAUCCACAAGGGGCACAGAGCCACAGAGGAAACCUUCUCUUUCCUGCUCGUGGGCUGCAUCCAGGACAAGAAGGCAGGCUUCCUGAAAGCCGUGCAGGUAUGGCGGCAGAUGCUGAGGCUGGGCAUCAAACCAACUAGGCAUGGUUAUAACCUCCUGUUGGGCGCAGCUCGAGACUGUGGUCUGGGGGACCCAGAGGUUGCCUCCAGGCUGCUCCUGAAGCCUCAGGAAGAGACCAUCCCGUUCCAGCUACCAGCAGGCAGGCCUGAGGCCCGGAGGAAAGUCCAGGCAAAGGCAGUGGUUGAUGUGUCAGUUAGACAUGUGGAGGCACUAGAGAGGCAGUUGUUUCUGGAACCUUCUCAGGAACUUGAGAGACCUUCAGAGUUCCCCGAGACUGGGGUAACAAGCAAAAUCCAGCCUGAGAUAGAAACCAAGGCAGAACCUGGCCAUAUACCAGCCCAUACCCCACUGACCCUGAUACUUCCCCCCUUGAAUCUGGAAGUUAAUAUCCUGAGUCUUGGGACUCUCUCCCCAACUGUAGUCUCCUUUGGGACAGUGGCCACACCUGCUGAUAGGCUGGCCUUGAUGGGAGGUCUGGAGGGCUUCCUGGGAAAGAUGGCAGAACACGGGCUCCAGCCGGACAUCAAAACCCUCACUCUACUGGCUGAGGUGGUGGAACCUGGGAGCCCUGCAGAAUCCUCGCUGCUGACCAUCCUGGACAGGCAUAAGGUGGAGGCCGACGUUACCUUCUUCAACACGUUGAUAAGGAAGAAGAGCAAGCUGGGAGACCUGGAGGGAGCAAAGGCGUUGCUGCCAGUCCUGGCAAAGAAGGGAAUUGUCCCUGAUCUGCGGACUUUCUGCAAUCUGGCCAUUGGGUGCCAUAGACCCAGGGAUGGUAUGCAGCUGCUUGUGGACAUGAAGAAAUCCCAGAUGGCCCCUAACACCCACAUCUACAGCACUCUGAUCAACGCGGCCCUCAAGAAGCUGGACUAUGCCUAUCUCAUUGAUAUCCUGAAGGACAUGAGGCAGAACAGCGUCCCAGUGAAUGAAGUGAUCAUCCGUCAGCUAGAGUUUGCUGCUGAGUACCCUCCCACCUUUGACCGGUACAAAGGGAAUAACACCUACUUGAAGAAGAUUGAUGGCUUUCGAGCUUAUUACAAGCAGUGGCUGAAAGUGAUGCCAGCAGAGGAAGCCUCCCACCCCUGGCAGGAGUUCCGGACCAAGCCUAAGGGGAACCAAGACACCACUGGGAAUGUUGGUGUCCGGGGAGGCCUUAGGGACAAGUGAUGGCGCAUGCUGCUGCGACAAGCUCCCAGCGUUCACAGUGCAGGUGGAGCCCAGGAGCUCCUUCCAUUUAAAAGCAGAGUGUGCUGGUGUCGCCUUCCUAGAGGCACCGCAGCGUUCUGCAGGCGUAGGCAUGAGGACAAAAUACUGGGCCCAGGUUGAACUCCACAUCACUGCUGAGGAAGGUGUAAGCUU